Messenger RNA from Belonocnema kinseyi, 2956 nucleotides. RefSeq lists its product as uncharacterized. Bases 1 to 2910 code for a protein of 969 amino acids. NCBI's taxonomy places the organism in Eukaryota, Metazoa, Arthropoda, Insecta, Hymenoptera, Cynipidae. The transcript has 4 exons. Gene Ontology annotation, molecular function: serine-type endopeptidase activity. The record is from RefSeq and is a predicted model, not a curated record.
AUGAAGAAAUUAAUUAAUUUGUUACUACUUCCCUCGUUCUUGUUAAUAAACAAGUGUUUUCUGUGCGAAAGUGAAACGCAAAAAAUAACCGGAAACUGUGGAGGUACUUUUUCGGGUUAUCAAUAUAUGAUCAGCAGUCCAGAUUAUCCAUCGAAAUAUUCGGGAAAUCAAGACUGCAUUUAUUUCUUACGAGGAAGCAGACUAGCUCGUUGUGAUCAGGAAUUUCAUCUUCAAUUUUUGGAUUUGGAUCUCAGACCUUCGAAAAAUUGUCAAGAAGAUUUCCUUCAAAUUGGGGAUCGGAAUAUUUAUUGCGGGACCACAGUGGGCUUGAGAUCUUUUAAGGGCGAAAAUAAUAUUCUGAAAAUUCGCUUUCAUUCGGGAAAGGAAGGUGGAGGGAAAGGAUUUCGUAUUUUAGUGACUACUUUGCCAUGUGUGAACUCUCAAGGGAAUUCUAAUAAUUUCAAAAUUCGAAAUGUGACACCUCGCACUAUAUCAGCAACCCUGAAACCAGUGAACUCCACAAAAUUGUUCCACGAAGAGAAAACUGACAAAAAUAAUCAAAAAUCAAUGUUUGAUUCAGAAGCAGAAAGUGAACAUUCCAAUUUAAAAUUUGAAGUUGAGACUCUCAAUCCAGUAUAUCGACCUCAAGUGACCUUCUCAUCAGACAAUGAUAUUCGCCCGCCAAGAGGAGGGCAGCCACCCCUUGAUCCAAAACCAACAAAAAAUUGUUCCAGUUCUAAAGAUGUCAGAAAACUUGACUCAUCUACCUAUCUAUAUUUGCCUCCUUCUUCAACCCCGAGCAAACUUUCCCAAACAAACAAUUUCAAUUUUCCCAUUAAAUCACCACCCACUGAAUUUUCUCUUCCAAUUUUCAAAACUACUCCCUUUCGCCCAGGUCAACAGAACCUGUCAAAAUCAAUUUUCGAAACAACCCCUUUUCUUUCAAAUCAGCAGAAUAUAAAUAAAUUAACCUAUGAGAGGCAACGUGCAUCUGGUAAUGUUUAUAGCGAACCAGUAAACAAUAAUAAAAUGGGGCUCGGUUUAGCAAACGAUUGUGAUAAAAAUGGGAAUGUUGAUCUUGAAUUUAAUAAAAGUGAGAAUAAGGAAGAGAAUUUACCAGAUAGAAAUUUUCAGGAAAAUUUGGGUGAUUUUCCAUCAUUUGGGAUUGGGGCUGGAUAUCCUGGACAAAUUGGGGUUGGUGGGAUAGUUGGGUAUCCACUUCCGGGGGUGGGUAAUGGGAUAAAUUCUGAACAUUUUCCAGGAAACUCAGGGGGUGAUUAUCCUGGACCAAUUGGAGGGAGUGGUGUGGUUGAAAAUUCACUUCCGGGGACUGAUUCUGGUAUUUAUCCAGGAAGUUCAGGAAUUGGACCGAGUGUGAAUCCAAUAUUCAAUCCAGAAAUUGUUCCCGGAGUAAAUUCAGGGGUAAAUUAUCCUGGAGAAAUUGGGGACAGUGGGGUAGUUGGGAAUCCUUUUCCAGGAAUUGGAUCAGGAAUUUACCCGGGGUUAAAUCCAGGAUUCAAUCCAAAUAUUGGGCCAAGUGUAAAUCCAGGGAUAGUUUAUCCUGGACAAAUUGGGGGCAGUGGGGUAGUUGGAAAUCCACUUCCGGGAAUUGGGUCAGGAACUGUUCCAGGGCUAAAUCCAGGGGUAGCUUAUCCCGGACAAAUUGGUGGCAAUGGGGUAGUUGGUAAUCGAUAUCCGGGAAUUGGAUCAGGAAUUUAUCCAGGAAGUUCCGGCAUUGGUUCUGGGUUAAAUCCAGGACAAAUUCCAAACUUAAACCCUAACCCAAUUUUCCCCAACUUGCCAAAUUAUGUCCCAAAUUAUCCAGGCAUUCCCACUCGAUCGGAAUGUUGUGCUCCCCUCUUUCCAAGUCCAAGAUCCAUAAUAAGUACACCAGGAUUCCCAACCUUACAUCCUUCCCCCAUACCCUACGAUUGCGGCUACACAAUAACCCGAUUUUCUCCGUCGUAUUGUCGAGUGAGAUUAAAUUUGAAAUUUUUCAACCUUGGAACUGAAGACCCGUAUUGCAUCAACGGUCAUCUGGAAGUGGAUAACAGAAGAAUUUGUGGAUGCAGAUCAGGACAGAGCCUGGUUUUCCCCUUUGGAAAUUAUCCUGCAAAGUCAAUUAAUGUUAGAUAUUCAGGAUUUCCAAAUUCAAAAUUUAGUGGAUUUUUGAUAGAAGUUGUUCAGGAAGUUUGUGGGGAUUAUUAUCCGCUCAUUAGAAACCGGAAAGACUUGUCAGCAGUGAAUGGGAGCUCUUCAUCGCUGGAGGAAAAAGAUGGGUCAACAGUUUCAUCGAAAUCAAUAAUUUCAUCAGAAGAUUCUCAUGCUAGGAGAAAGAGGGAAGGAUAUUCUUAUCCAAAGCCGACAGGUCACGCUAUUUUGGAUGUUCAUUCGGGUGGAGGUCGCAGUGAGAGUCUUUUUUGGAACUCGUGUCAGGCUCGGGUUUUUCUUGACUGGAUCUUGGCAGCGAAAGAGGCAUUUAUCACGGGCGCGAGGUGUCCUGGAUCUGGAAGUUCUGGAAUCAAUCAAGUUAUACCAAUACUCGGAGGUUCGGGUAGAUUCCCAGGAAAUUGUGAGGAAAUUGCUGCUCUGGAAGGAGUGAUUUCGUCGCCUUUUUACCCUUCCUUCUAUACAAACAAUAUAAGAAAAUGUUACAGGUUUUACAAGUCUCGAGGCUAUUGUCGAUUAGAAUUAUCAGUAUUAGAUUUUGAUCUUGAGCCCAGUUUAGGCUGUUCUAAAGAUUAUUUAUUGUUCAGUGGACAAAAUAAACGGUACUGUGGCAAUUCACUGGCUGGAACCACAACUCUCUUCGACAUUUCGAGAUCGAACGUUGCAGAAAUUUAUUUCGUGACUGACUUAUCAGGACGUGGAAGAGGCUUUACUGCUGGCUUCGUACAAACUCCUUGUUAAUCCUAUAAUAAUUAAAAAUAUGUUACGUAUUUACGAUCAGUCAAUU